Molecule: messenger RNA, 1888 nt
Organism: Copidosoma floridanum
Lineage: Eukaryota; Metazoa; Arthropoda; Insecta; Hymenoptera; Encyrtidae
Gene: PpD3
Product: protein phosphatase D3
Molecular function (GO): protein binding; hydrolase activity
Source: RefSeq, a predicted model, not a curated record
AAAAAUUAGUGAGAGUGAGCAAUGGGCGAAAACAAUGAAGAUGCUUCGGUAAUCUCCCCGGACGAGGAGACCAAAGCCGAGGCGCAAAGGUUCAAAGAGAAGGCCAACGAAUUUUAUAAGAAUGGUAACUAUGAUGAGGCAAUCUCGUUAUACACAAAAGCUAUCGAACUACAACCUUGUGCUAUUUUCUAUGGGAAUCGAAGUGCUGCCUACAUUAGGACAGAAUGUUUUGGCUACGCGUUAUCGGACGCCGACAAAGCCCUCGAGCUUGAUAAAAAUUACAUUAAGGGUUACUACAGGAGAGCUGAUGCCUACAUGUCUCUUGGCAAGUACAAGGAUGCCCUCAAAAAUUAUCAAUUGGUUACAAAGAUCAGGCCAAACGAUAAGGAUGCUAAGUUGAAGUUCACAGAAUGUCAAAAGAUUGUUAAAAAGUUGGCAUUUGAGAAAGCUAUUGCUGUUGAUGAAAACAAGAAGAGCGUUGCUGAUUCCAUCGAUUUAAGUGCUAUGACAAUUGAAGGUGAAUACUCAGGACCAAAGUUAGAAGACGACAAGGUAACAGAAAAAUUCAUGACUGAUCUCAUAGAGUGGUACAGACAAGAAAAGAAAUUGCACAGAAAGUAUGCUUAUAAAAUUCUCCUAGACAUCAAAGCUUAUUUCAUGUCACUUCCAAGUUUAGUUGACAUCACAGUGCCAGAUGACGCAAAGUUUACUAUUUGUGGAGAUAUUCAUGGUCAAUACUAUGAUUUACUCAACAUUUUCCAGUUAAAUGGAAUGCCAUCAGAAAAAAACCCUUAUUUAUUCAACGGAGAUUUUGUAGAUAGAGGAUCUUUUUCAGUUGAAUGUAUCUUUACGUUAUUUGGAUUUAAAUUAUUAUACCCUAAUCACUUCUUCAUGUCAAGAGGUAACCAUGAAUCUGCCGCCAUGAACCAUAUGUAUGGAUUUGAAGGUGAAGUUAAAUCAAAGUAUACGCCACAAAUGGCUAAAUUAUUUACAGAAGUUUAUAAUUGGUUGCCACUAGCUCAUUGUCUUAAUAAGAAAGUUCUUGUCAUGCAUGGAGGCUUAUUUUCUAAGGAUGAUGUGACAUUAGAUGACAUUAGGAAAAUUGAUAGAAAUAGGCAACCACCUGAUGAGGGUAUUAUGUGCGAAUUAUUGUGGUCAGAUCCUCAACCUCAAAACGGCAGGUCUCCCAGCAAACGAGGUGUAGGAGUUCAAUUUGGACCUGAUGUUACACAAAAGUUCCUUGAGCUUAAUAACCUCUAUUACAUUGUCAGGAGUCACGAAGUUAAGCAGGAGGGUUUCGAGUAUGGACACGAUGGAAAAUGCGUGACAGUUUUUUCAGCUCCAAAUUAUUGUGAUUCAAUGGGUAAUCAAGGUGCCUUUAUUACUCUGAAUGGCAAGGAUAUGAUACCGAAGUUUACUUCAUAUGACGCCGUGCCACAUCCUAACGUAAAGCCUAUGGCUUAUGCAAGUUCAUUCCUGAAUUUCAUGUCCUAGUGAGGAAUAUAGCCGUAUGUGCGAGUGAUUAAACACGAGUUUAAUCAAAUUUUGCAUAAUUUAUUGAGAUGAAUCGGAGGAGUUAAGGAGCGCUUACAACUCUCUGAAAAUAACUGUACUCACGACGAUAAUACAUUAAGCGAUCUAUAAUUUUAAGUAUAAAAGUGACAGAUUUAUUUUUAUUCAUAUAAAUAGUUUUCAAACUUGACUGUAAAGUUUGCUACCAAGUUUUAAAAGUUCUUUCUUUUCAUGAUGCUCUAUUUUACUAUGGCACGUUUACAAAGUUGAAAAGGUCUUUACAGAACUUUAUAUAAUGCGUCUUUUAAGUAAAAUUUGUACACUAAAUAGAUAAAAAAAAAAUUGCUUCCCCAGUAACCCAAUCAAUUUUAUUGAA